AGGCGCGCGCCCCUCUCCCCGUGUUGACGUCACCUCCGGUCCGCGGCGCUAGCCCCGUUAGCCUCCGUUAGCUCUUCAUAUAAACAUUGUGACAUUUUUCUGCGGUUUUUGCGCUUUUUCCUUUUCCCCGCAGCGCGCGCCACGGUCCGGCGCAAACACAGCGUCAUGUCCGCCCAGACUGCGCCGCCACGACCCGCCCCGAGCCUUUAAAGAGUCUGUGAGCGUCAAACGUCCAUGAUCCAGUUGGAGAAGCCUGUGUUUCCAGGGACGAUGCCUGUGGUGUGGCCCACCAUCCUGGACCUGGGCAGGGACGAGUGCAAACGCAUCCUCCGCAAACUGGAGCUGGAGGCGUACGCUGGGGUCAUCAGCGCCUUGAGGGCCCAGGGAGACCUGACGAAGGACAAGAAGGACCUGCUGGGAGAACUCACCAAGAUCCUGGGGAUUUCCACAGAGCGUCAUCGCGCUGAGGUCCGCAGAGCUGUGAACGAUGAACGCCUCACCACCAUCGCCUACCACAUGUCGGGCCCGAACAGCUCGUCGGAGUGGUCGAUAGAGGGGCGGCGCCUGGUCCCGCUCAUGCCGCGGCUCGUGCCUCAGACGGCGUUCACCGUCUCCGCCAACGCCGUGGCCAGCGCCACCGCCAACCAGAACGCCACGCUGCUGCUUCCCGCGCAGACGGGAAACAAAGAAGUGGUGGUGUGUUACUCGUACACCAGCACCACAGGGACCCCCAGCUGUGCCACGGCCUCGGGCGCCGUGAUCGGGGCCACGGUCAAGUCCCCCCGGCCCCCCAGCCCCUCCUCCAACGUGGUGGUGCUGCCCAGCGGAAGCACCGUCUACGUCAAGAGUGUGAGCUGCUCUGAUGAAGAGGAGAAGCCUCGUAAGCGCAGAAGAACCAGCUCGUCCGGUUCUCCGCCCGUCGUCCUGAAGGAGGUGUCCAAAGUGUCUCCUCCUCCUUCCAAGAGCAUCAGCGUGCCCGUCAGCGCCAGCCCCAAGAUGGGCACCAUCAUGCAGAGCAUUGCGAACUCCCUGCCACCGCACCUGUCCCCUGUCAAGAUCACCUUCACCAAACCCACCAUCCAGACCACCAACGCCACCACGCAGAAGGUGAUCAUCGUGACCACGUCCCCCAGCUCCGGCUUCGUCCCCAACAUCCUGUCCAAGUCCCACGCCCACAACAGCGCCGCCAUGUCCAAGCUGAGCUCGUCGGCCGCGCUGACCCCGCCCUCGCACAAACAGACCGUCGUCUUCCCCGCCAGCUCCAGCCCCUCCCACACCAUCGCCGUGACGACCGUGGUCUCCUCCUCCCCCUCCGUGCUCAUGUCCACCGUGGCUCCAUCGGUGCCCUCUGCUGGCGUGAAGGUGGCGGCGGCGCGUCUGCCCUCCCCCAAGACCCUGGUGGGCGCUCCCUCUCAGAUCCUCGCCCAGCUGCCCAAACAGCAGCCCCCCAAACCGCUGCAGCAGAGCCCCCCCGUGGGCAGCGCCAGCGUCAGCCAGAGCCCGGGCACCAGCGCCUCCCCGGGAGCCAAACCCACCAUCCAGAUCAAACAGGAGUCAGGAGUGAAGAUCAUCACGCAGCAGGUUCAGCCGUCGAAGAUUCUUCCCAAACCGUCUGUGGCUCUGUCCAGCAGCAGCUCCUCCCCCAUCAUGGUCGUCAGCAGCAACGGCGCCAUCAUGACCACCAAGCUGGUCACGCAGCCCACGGCCUCACAGGCGACGUACACGCGGCCGACCGUGAGCCCGAGCCUCGGCGCCAGGCUCUCGGCGUCGGGGGGCGGGGCCACGUACGUGAAGACCACCAGCGGCAGCAUCAUCACCGUCGUGCCCAAGUCUCUCGCCACGCUGGGGGGGAAGAUCAUCAGCAGCAACAUCGUGUCCGGCACCACCACGAAGAUCACCACCAUCCCCAUGACGUCCAAACCCAACGUGAUCGUGGUGCAGAAGACCACGGGGAAAGGAGCCACCAUCCAGGGUCUGCCGGGCAAGAACGUGGUCACGACUCUGCUCAACGCCGGGGGGGAGAAGAGCCUCCAGGCGGUGCAGGGGACCAAACCCGCCAUCAUCACGGCCUCCAGACCCAUCACCAAAAUGAUCGUGACUCAACCCAAAGGCCUGAGCGCCGGAGCCCAGACCACAGCCACCAAGAUCAUCCCCACCAAGAUCGUGUACGGACAGCAGGGCAAGACUCAGGUGCUGAUAAAGCCGAAGCCGGUGUUCCAGGCGGCCGUGGUGAGCGAGCAGGCGAGGCAGCUGGUCACAGAGACGCUGCAGCAGGUCCGGGCCUGUGCCGACCCGGGGGCCCCUCAGGACGGGGGCCCCAGAGAAGAGCCCGCCCCCGGAGCCUACGAGAGCGCGGGGCUGCUGACCGAGGCGGCGCCGGGAGCUUCUCAAGAGGCCCAGGCCGUGGUCCACAUGGUCUCGUCUCGUGAGGCGGAGUGGACGGAGCAGGAGGUGUCCGUGGAGUCCAGUCCCACCAUCAUCUACCAGGAGCUGUCCUCAGAGGCUCAGUCUGCCACCUCCACCAUCAAAGCCCUGCUGGAGCUGCAGCAGAGCACAGUGAAGGAGAAGGCCGAGUCGAAGCUGAGGCAGCACACCAUCGACCUGAGUCAGAUGGCCGUGCCCCUGCAGCUGCCCCCGGACAAGAGGAGCCCCCCCGAGGUCCCCAGAGCUCCCACCUCCUCCUCCUCCUCCUCCUCUUCAACCACCACCACCACCAGCGCCGCCACGUCCUCCUCCAGCGCCACCUCCAGCACCUCUUCCACCUCCGCCUCCUCCAGCGAGCCUCUGGGAAAGACUCUGAAGGCUGCUCCUGUUACCACGGCGACCAAGGCCCCUGCCCCCUCCCCUUCCUGUGUGAGCACGAGCACGAGCGCACACAGCAGCCACACGGUGUCGGACGGCGGGAAGAGCGAGGCGGCCGCCGUGGAGCCGAGCGAGGUGGAGGGCGACACGCUGGACCCUCAGACCGGCCUGUUCUACCGCUCCGGCCAGACCCCCGCCCACCCGGAGCCCCACCCCCGCCGCAGCUCACCCCCGCCACGCCGCCGCUCGCCAAGAAGCCCCCCAAACUGAGAGAGUCGCCCCAGGUGCCCUCCCACAGCCCCAAAGACGGAACCGCCGCCGCCGCGAUCACCGCCGCUCACCGCCGCCGCCGUCAAAGGGUCCGCCCCCGGGACCCCCACCAAACCGCCGGUCACCCCGCAGCUGCCCAAGCUCCAGCACGCCCCCACCUCGCUCCACCGCCCCCUCCGCGCCGACAUCUCCCACCCGCCCCCCCUGCAGGCGCACCACCCCGUCAGCACCGACAAGACCGCCGCCGCCGCCAGCCAGCAGCCCAUCAUCACUCAGAGCGCCACCGUCACAAAGAUCACGUUCGGCGGGGCUCACCCGAGCUCCGCCUACACCAGCGGAGAAGCCACCGCCAAGCUCCUCCCACAGCCCAGCGCCGGGCCCUCGGCCGCCGACAAGACCGUGUCCGACAUCCUGAAGAUCUCCAUGAUGGAGGCGGAGAUCGACCCCAGCACCGAGCCCAUGGUGGUGGACUCGUCCAGCGACUGCGGGCCCCUGGGGAAGGGCCUGGAGGUCCAAGCUCUGGAGGUCCAGGCUCUGGAGGUCCAGACCCUGGACUCGGCGCCUUUCAUCAGCAGCUCUCACAGUAAAGCUCCACAGUACAGCUGUCUCCAGAGUCUGGCCGCACAGAGGAGCAAAGAGGACAUGGACGUCAUCGAGGUGAUCCCUCAGUACUCCAUCCUGCCGGACUCCAGUCAGUCCAGUGUGGUGGUGGAGCCCAGCGGUUUCCUGGAGAUCACAAACUUCACGAGCCAACAGCUGGAGGAGGACAGCCCCAUGGAGACCGAGGUGGACAGCAGCAACGACGAGGCCACGGCCAGCCCCUCUGAGCGGGCAUAGAACCCUUGAGCCCCUCUGAGUGGGCAUAGACCCUGUGUACGGGGCAAAGAACCAGAGCCGAUGGAGCCGGAAGUGCACCUGUGUUCACUUCCUGUUUGGCUCUCCAUUUAUUUAUACAGUCUGUGGUGCCGACACAUUGGACACACACACUUACAGGGACCCAGACCCACACCCACACACACACUUACAGGGACCCAGACACACACACACUUAUAGGGACCCAGACACACACACACAAACACUGCCGUUACAAAACCCUUUUGUGAUGUCAUCAGGAGCCUCCUCCAAACUGCCAGAGACGUUGUCGUUCUUUCAUGACGUCAAAUCUGAAACGCGUCUGAAGAAGAUGGCGGCCAUGUUCUCUGGAUUUGUCCGCCGUUUUGUUCCGGCGAGACCCACAGUCUGUUCCAGAAAUGAGGGAGCGUCGAACAAAUAGACGGACGAGGACGCGCCGGACGAACGAACAAACGAGGACGCGCCGGACGGACGAGGACGCGCCGGACGGACGAGGACGCGCUGUCUGGACGUCACACGUUUGAUCUUGUUCUAAUUACAGGCACUUAAAGCCGCACUGUGGAACUUCUCUGGUGGAGGGUCCGUCAAACGCUUUUCUAUCUCCACCGAGACCAAACCAGACGCAGUUCCAGGUCAGAUCUGUGGAGAGGCGAGCCCGCUCACAGUCACAUUUGUGACUCUAAAACCAAACUGAGUAAAAGUUUGUCCAAAAUGUAAAAUGUAAACACUUAAAUCUGUCAGAAAAUGAUUUAAAAUUAGAAAAAUGAUGUGUCGAAGUAGAAGAUCAUUUUAUCUGAGAAUAAUCGAGCUCUAGACGAGAUUGAAGCGUCUGAGCUCAGAGUUCAUGAGCUGGAAAUAAAACUAAAAUCAAAGU
Messenger RNA from Boleophthalmus pectinirostris (great blue-spotted mudskipper), 4798 nucleotides. RefSeq names its product EMSY transcriptional repressor, BRCA2 interacting (gene emsy). Gene Ontology annotation, biological process: regulation of DNA-templated transcription. NCBI's taxonomy places the organism in Eukaryota, Metazoa, Chordata, Actinopteri, Gobiiformes, Gobiidae. Gene Ontology annotation, cellular component: nucleoplasm. The record is from RefSeq and is a predicted model, not a curated record.